Molecule: messenger RNA, 1419 nt
Organism: Penicillium egyptiacum
Lineage: Eukaryota; Fungi; Ascomycota; Eurotiomycetes; Eurotiales; Aspergillaceae
Source: the annotation of a GenBank genome assembly
AUGAUUGACAGAGUCAUGAAGCGCCUGACUACUGAGGAAUCACUAGCGGAGGCCAGACCCGUAAUGCGACCUGCAGUAGUGGCGGAUACCCCUCAAUCCUUCUUUCAUGGGGAUGGAUUACAGAACAGCGGAAAUGGACAUAUCACAGUGGGACGGGAUGUGAACAUAGGUAUGGUAUUACCUAUUUCAACAAACUUUGCUGAUGGACUGCUAGGUAAUUGGAAGGAGGAGCGCUUGGACUGCCAGCGCGACCUUUUCGUAACAGAUCCGCUUGAUGACAAGAAAGCAUUAAAACGCAAGAAAGGAGGCCAAGCUCCUGGAACAUGCUCCUGGAUACUCCGUACGGAAGAUCUUACUGCCUGGCUUGGUUCUGGACCGACGGUUGGCCCUGAGAGACAAGCGGCCCAGGUCCUUUGGCUCUACGGGAACCCAGGGACUGGGAAAUCAAUUAUGGCCAUAUACCUCAUAGAGGAGCUGCCAGAAACUUUCCCCAACAAGGACGGGGAAACGCUAGUCUACUUUUUCUGUGACUCUGGCUUCGAGACACGGAGGACCGCGACCUCGGUUAUCAGAGGGCUUCUUCACCAGCUCAUUAGGCAGCACCAGCAGCUUCUUGAUUACCUCAUGCCAGAAUAUCAUGCGCGCGGGAAAGAGCUAUUCAAGUCGUUUGACGCUCUCUGGGACAUAUUCAUGGCUAUGGUGGCGGAUCAGAGCAUGGGUCGAACAUAUUGCAUCAUUGACGCGCUGGAUGAAUGCGAUCGAGAAUCGCAACAGACCCUAUUGCAACAGCUUGAAGAAAAAUUUCAGAGCCGAAAUGUCUCGUCCAAUGUCCGCAUAAUGAUCACCAGUAGGCCAUAUUCCGAGAUACGCGAAAGCUUGCAGAUGUUCCCAAAUAAGGAUUUGGCUUCUUUCCCCGAGAGACAGAAGGACAUAGAUCUAUGCAUCAGUGAAAGAUUGAAAUACAUCGCCGAACGGAAACGCUACAGCUACAAGGUCAAUGUGCAAGUCCGCAAUAUUCUCAGAGACAAAGCCGAAGGUACUUUCCUCUGGAUUGGCUUAGCGUGUGACGAGCUGAAGGAUAUCCCUUCAAACCGCGCCAUCCAAUUUUUACAAGGCAUACCUAAGGGUCUUGAUGCGCUUUAUAGGAAGCUUCUCAACAUGGUCAUUGAACAGAAUGAGACCAGUGGCGAUGAUAUCCAACGCCUCCUGAGCUGUGUGGCUGUAUGUUCUCGACCACUGACAGUGUCGGAGCUCUCUGAAGCAUGCCAACUGCACCAAGAGGAAGAGGACGUUGAGACAAGGAUCCAGUUCACACACGACCACAUCGAGUCUUGCCGCUUGUUGAUCAUCAUCCAGGACGAAAAGCACGAAUCAACCGCAUACUGGUUUCUCAUAUUAUGCAAGCCUAGAAUGGGCUAA